AUGAGAGCUAGUCCAUCAGUAAUGAAUUCUGUUAAAUAUUUUGAAUUUCUACCUUCUUCAUUGAAAACUUUUUUUAAUAAAUAUCCACCAUCAAUAAAAUAUGCUACUAAACCAGUAUCAACAUACGAUGUUGUAGCUAAUCCAUUUUUGCCUAACAAACAUCCAGUAACUGGUCGUUAUCACGAACCUAAAUACUCCAAAAGACGUAUGAGUGAUCUUUAUAAAAUGGCACACAGUUAUGGUAUUCAAGAAUUUUUACCACCAAUGAAUAAGAAGUUCUUUGAAGAAAAAUACGAUAAGAAGACAUUCAUGAGAGGUGUGCUUACACCUAAGGGUCAUAAACAUGAAUUUGCUCGUCAAUCUAAAUUGGCCAAGAUGGAGGUAGCCAUUAAGAAUGCUGAUAAAUAUAUUUUAGAUGUUAAAGGUAGAAAGUAUGCCAAAAAGCUAGAAGAAAAGAAGAAAUAUGAUAAGGUCACUUGGUUCUGA
Messenger RNA from Vanderwaltozyma polyspora DSM 70294, 486 nucleotides. It is a transcript of the gene MRPL25, whose product is annotated as mitochondrial 54S ribosomal protein mL59. The record is from RefSeq and is a predicted model, not a curated record. The transcript has a single exon. Gene Ontology annotation, cellular component: mitochondrial large ribosomal subunit. Bases 1 to 486 code for a protein of 161 amino acids. NCBI's taxonomy places the organism in Eukaryota, Fungi, Ascomycota, Saccharomycetes, Saccharomycetales, Saccharomycetaceae. Gene Ontology annotation, molecular function: structural constituent of ribosome.